Messenger RNA from Botrytis cinerea B05.10, 1085 nucleotides. RefSeq lists its product as hypothetical. Gene Ontology annotation, molecular function: catalytic activity. NCBI's taxonomy places the organism in Eukaryota, Fungi, Ascomycota, Leotiomycetes, Helotiales, Sclerotiniaceae. The record is from RefSeq and is a predicted model, not a curated record. The coding region runs from base 220 to 1038 and encodes 272 amino acids. The transcript is spliced from 2 exons.
GUCAAGCAAAUCGAGACUACAUCAUAGUUGAUUUAUAAUGAAGAUAUCUUCUCAAAUCACGUGCGGCUAUCUCCCCGACAUGUGGGCCGCCUCUAUCCGCAUGAAGCUACAGAUGGGUAUAGAAAGAAGUCCAGUCCGGCACAGAAUAAACAACUCAUUCCUAACAAAAAGAAACGCUCCAAAAACCACCUGCAUCAACUCCAACUCUCCAUCUCCAUCAUGCCCUUCAAAACACUAAACCAAAAAUCCAUCUUCUACACCCUCACCCCGCAAACUGAAAAUCUCCAGAACCCGAUAACCACACUCUUCAUCCACGGGCUCGGUUCCUCGUCUACUUUCUACCAUACUAUUAUACCCUCCCUCUCUGCCGUUUCGACAUGUAUUACUUUGGACACGCCCGGAUCCGGAUUAUCUUCUCUAGGCAAUGCGCCACAGACUGUAGUAUCGAUUGUCGAUGAUGCAAUUGCACUUCUCGAUGCACUUUCCGAACCAGUAGCAAAAGGAAAGGUCUGGGUGGUAGGUCAUUCAAUGGGUGGGAUCAUUGCGUGUGAGCUUGCCAUUAAAUAUGCUCAAAGAGUUGAGGGUUUGGUCUUAAUAGGACCCGUGGUGCCGAGUCCAGCUUUAACUGAAGUUUUUGGGAAGAGGAUUGAAACGGUUAAGAAAGAUGGGCUGGAACCGCUCGCAAAUUCGAUACCAGAGGCUGCGACAGCUUCGGAAGCUACAUCGACCCAGAAAGCUUUUAUUAGGAGUUUGAUUCUUGGGACUAGUACCCAGGGUUAUGUAUCAUCAUGUGAAGUUAUUGCUUCGGCUAGUAGACCGGAUUAUGCUAAAAUCGACGUACCAAUGAUGGUUCUUGCUGGUAGUGAAGAUAAGACGGCGUCUUAUGAGGGUUGCAAAAUGAUUCAUGAUGAAGCGGGUGUAAGUGCGCAGAAGAAAUGUGUUAGAGUUCUUCCAGGGGUGGGCCAUUGGCAUGCUAUUGAGGCGCCAGAAUUAGUGGCAAAGGAGUUUAUAGAAUUUGUUGCUGGUUUCAGUAAUUAAGUGAACAUAGAUAAGACAAGGGAAUUAACAAUAAGGUUCCUAGUACA